Molecule: messenger RNA, 947 nt
Organism: Limulus polyphemus (Atlantic horseshoe crab)
Lineage: Eukaryota; Metazoa; Arthropoda; Merostomata; Xiphosura; Limulidae
Product: methylmalonyl-CoA epimerase, mitochondrial-like
Exons: 5
Coding region: 324-818 (164 amino acids)
Biological process (GO): L-methylmalonyl-CoA metabolic process
Cellular component (GO): mitochondrion
Molecular function (GO): methylmalonyl-CoA epimerase activity
Source: RefSeq, a predicted model, not a curated record
ACUAGAGUCCUCUAUGAGUUGUGUGGUAGUAUGGAGAUACAGUAUUGACGUUGAUCGUGCUUUAUAAUUAAUCAUUUAGGACUAAUUGGCUUGACUUUUCUUGGUGUUGGUCUGUGUUCUGUGAGAGCCUACAAUUACAUUACAAUACAGAGACCUCAACAAGCUGAAAAAAGAAUAUUAGCCCAACAGAAAAUAUUAUCUGAGAAAGAGAAUUGUAGCAGUUCAUUUGAAAAUAUUCCCGAUACAGCUUCUGUCGUGCAGGGAUAAUAAAGUCCAUCUACGUUCUCCUACAUUCUAUUUUGGGGACAAUUAUAGUGUGAAUCAUGGCUUUACUAAGGGGAACUUACAAGCUAGCUUCACUGCCUGCAGUAUGUAGAUGUCUCCACCUGUCUCCAGUAGCUCGUCAGAAGUCAUGGAAUAUCUUAAAGUUGAAUCACGUGGCUCUUGCGACAGCUGACUUAGACAAAACAACUGCCCUAUACAGAGAUAUCCUGGGAAUCAAAACGAGUGAGCCUGUUGCUCAGCCUGAGCACGGAGUUUACACAGUGUUCGUGGAGCUAGAAAAUACCAAACUAGAACUACUACUUCCCCACGGUGAAAAGAGUCCCAUUAAAGGUUUUCUAGAGAAGAACAAAACGGGUGGAAUGCAUCAUAUUUGUUUAGAAGUAGACAACAUCAAAGCUGCCAUGGCCGACCUUAAAAGCCACAAGAUUCGAAUGCUUAGCGAGGAACCUCGAACCGGUGCUCACGGAAAGCCAGUGGUGUUCCUCCAUCCAAAAGAUUGUGGUGGGGUUCUUGUCGAACUGGAAGAAGCAUAAGAACGUUUGAUUCCUGUGUGUUUCACUUUACUAGCAAACUGAAGCUUACCUUUUAGUAGUUAUGUUGUAGCUAUAAACAAAUUAGUUGUAGAGAAAGGAAAAAAUAAAAUUUCUUGUUAUUAUGUAUCA